Messenger RNA from Dracunculus medinensis (Guinea worm), 864 nucleotides. The record is from the annotation of a GenBank genome assembly. Lineage: Eukaryota; Metazoa; Nematoda; Chromadorea; Rhabditida; Dracunculidae.
AUGUCAGUGCCUUUGCUAAAUCCGAUUCUGACAAAGGAAAACAAGGAUUUUUUGUACCAUUUAGGUAUCGAAAAAAGCACUACUGAUCUUCCAAAAAGAUUUGGUGAUGUUAAGUUUGUAUGUACUGGUGGCAGCUCGACACGACUUGCACUGUAUGCAAAAUGGUUUGCGAAGGACUGUGGAUUAGAUUGCAGUGAGAAUCUCUGUAAUGGUGACCGUUUUGUCAUGUACAAGACGGGCCCCGUUCUUUGGAUCAAUGUAAGAAUAGGCGUUGCAUCGUUGAGUAUUGUGCUUAUUGAAGUCAUAAAACUUUUGCAUUAUGCGAAAGCCGUUGAUGUUACAUUUUUCCGCAUUGGUACUUGUGGUGGAAUCGGUAUACCACCUGGUACCCUAGUCAUUUCAACUAGCGCUGUAAAUGGUGAACUGAAACAGGAAUACGUCCAAUACAUAAUGGGCAAAAGAGUAACACGGCCAGCGAUUCUUGAUGAGAAUUUACGCAAAGAAAUUGGUGAAUUUGCACAAAAAAUAGAUAUAUCAGUGGUAAGCGGUAAAACAAUGGCUUGCGAUGAUUUUUAUGAAGGACAAGCAAGAUUGGAUGGCGCUUUUUGUGACUAUACAGCCAACGAGAAAACGAAUUUUUUAAAUCACUUGAAAGAACUCGGAAUAAGAAAUAUCGAAAUGGAAAGUGUAUGUUUUGCAGCAUUGCUUCAUCGGGCGAAUAUUAAAGCAGCCAUCGUUUGUGUGACUUUAAUUGAUCGCACGAAAGGCGACCAAAUCAAAAUUAAUAAAUUACAGUACGAGGAAUUCGAGUCAAAGCCUUUUAAUCUUAUCAAAUUAUUCAUUAGACAAAAAUUAAACAUUUAA